GAAGGCAGAAUAAAUUGGGUCACCUUGGAUGGGUGAAAGCUAAAGGCAUUAUUGGUCGCAGCAGUAUAACGAUGUCAUGGUGAUUGCUCUGAGAUUCAAUAACAGCUAGACCAGUAUGUCAACAUAAUUUUGUUGGUCGAAUGGCUGGGCUACUUUCCUUUUGAUGAAGACAAUCAAAGGUCCAGCCAUAUUCUUGGCUCAGUAUACUUCUGAUCAGCCGCCAUUCGAUACCAUCGACCACCUUGCCAAAUGGGCUAGUGAUUUAGGAUACGUUGGAAUCCAAGUUCCGGUCGACGAUCGCUUAAUCGAUAUUCAAGCAGCGGCCACGAGCAAAGAAUACUGCAAUGAUCUGAAGACGAGACUUGCCAAAUACAAUGUUGUUAUCACUGAGCUUUCAACUCAUUUGCAAGGCCAGCUCAUUGCUGUUCAUCCAGCUUAUGACCAACUCUUUGACGGCUUUGCCCCGGAACACGUUAAAGGUGACCCAAAAGCGCGCCAGGCUUGGGCCGAAGGUCAACUUAAACUGGCAGCGGCGGCCUCACAUAACUUGGGUUUGACCACUCACGUCACUUUCUCCGGUGCUUUGGCAUGGCCGUAUGUCUAUCCAUGGCCACAACGACCGACAAAUCUCGUAGAAACAGCAUUCGCGGAGUUAGGCAAACGAUGGCAACCUAUUCUGGACGCUUUCGAUACAGUCGGCGUAGAUGUCUGUUACGAGCUACAUCCUGGAGAAGAUCUUCAUGAUGGUGUCACGUUUGAUCGGUUUUUGAAAGAAGUUGAUUUUCAUCCGCGCGCUAAUAUCCUUUACGAUCCCAGCCAUUUUCUACUACAACAGCUGGAUUAUCUAGCUUUCAUCGAUAUUUAUCACAAGAGGAUCAAAGCUUUUCAUGUGAAGGAUGCGGAAUUUAGACCUGAUGGAAGACAAGGUGUAUACGGAGGCUACUCUAAUUGGGUAGAGCGGGCUGGUCGGUUUCGAUCGCUUGGAGAUGGACAGAUUGAUUUCAAAGGCAUUUUCACAAAAUUGGCACAGUACGACUAUUCUGGAUGGGCAGUCUUGGAAUCAGAGUGUGCGAUCAAGCAUCCGGAAGCUUGUGCGGUAGAAGGCGCUACUUUUAUCAAGCAGCAUAUCAUCAGGGUGACCGAUCAUGACUUUGACGACUUUGCACAAAGUUCACUGGAUGAUGCACAGAUGCGACAGCUUUUAGGUUUGUGAAGCGUGUUACCAUUACAUUUUGUUGGUG
Molecule: messenger RNA, 1241 nt
Organism: Umbelopsis ramanniana AG
Lineage: Eukaryota; Fungi; Mucoromycota; Umbelopsidomycetes; Umbelopsidales; Umbelopsidaceae
Exons: 1
Coding region: 164-1213 (349 amino acids)
Source: RefSeq, a predicted model, not a curated record